CCUGCAGCUGGUGUACUUCUGGUACUUCUGAUGUCACCAUGGGAUGCUCCUUUAGCUCACUGUAGACUUCUGUGCCACACAUAAGCCAAUGAGCAGGCGGAGGCUUGUUCACAUUUGCCAAUCGGAACUACAAUCGCGGGAUGAGUAGCCCAGUCUCUGGCGGCAUUUCAAAGAGAGGAGCUACAGCUUAAGCGCAAGGAAGAACUUUUUGGCAUCAGGAGCUGCAGCAAGAGCGGUGCCGUUCAUGGAGGAGCUGGACUAUUGAGGGAGAGGGUAUACAGCCAAGCUCAUCCACCCCAGAGGAUGGAGCAGCCAACAUCAACGCCACCGCAGCCACAACAUCCACCAAGCCAGCCCCAACAGCACGAAGCUAUUACUUUUGGUAUUGAUCAAAUUCUGAGCAGUUCUGACCAGGAAAACUCUUCACAGUCCACGAGCCGAGGCUCAGGUUCUGAAAACGCUGGGUACCAAUUGGCAGGAGCAGGUCGUACAGGGCCACCUUACCAGUUUCACGGCCUAGGAGCACCAUUCGAUGACUCUGGAUCUUACAGCGUGAGCCUCAGCCUAGCUCCAGCAGCAGGAGUGAUCCGUGUCCCUGCACACCGACCUAUUCCCGGUGCUGUGCCUCCACCUCCCAUGCCUGCUGUAUCCACUCUCGGAGGUCUCAACUUUCCUUGGAUGGAGAGUAGCCGCCGUUUUGUCAAGGACCGUUUUACAGCCGGAUCUCUACUAUCUCCAGCAGCCUUGACGCCCUUCACAGUGACCCGCAGGAUCGGACAUCCUUACCAAAACAGGACCCCGCCGAAGAGAAAGAAGCCACGGACGUCUUUUUCAAGGGUACAGAUCUGUGAACUAGAGAAACGCUUCCACCGCCAGAAGUAUCUGGCUUCGGCCGAGAGGGCGGCGCUCGCGAAGUCUCUCAAAAUGACCGAUGCCCAAGUAAAGACCUGGUUCCAGAACCGCAGGACCAAGUGGAGGAGGCAGACGGCCGAGGAAAGGGAGGCAGAGAGGCAGCAGGCCAACCGACUGAUGCUACAGCUGCAGCACGACGCCUUCCAAAAAUCCCUCAACGACUCCAUCCAGCCGGACCCCCUCUGCCUGCACAACUCUUCUUUAUUUGCACUUCAGAACUUGCAGCCUUGGGAUGAUGACAGCACUAAGCUGCCACAAGUCACUUCCUUGGUGUGAUGGGAAGUCAGGGAAAGGGAGGAUGUCCUGCUGCUAAACACAAAUAUAAAUUUGCCAUAAAACUGCUGCGGUCAUUCUCCUUGUCCUCUUCCUGGUACUGCGCACAGACAUCCACUCCAGAGCUGGGCACCAAGUGACGGGCAUGGGCAAAGAAGGGGUGCUUGGAGCACCGUAGUGCAGUAACAGAUUUCCCUGGUGAGAACUCCUUGUCCCUUAAAAGUCACCCCACCUUACAGAUCAAAGGGGAAGUAUUUGUGCAGUUUAUGGUAGCAGCAAACCAACUCUGGUAUCUACCUGUCUGCUAACACUUCUAAAGAUACUGGUAUCUGAAGGCCGGCACUUCAAAGAGUUGCUAACUGAUUUCAUAACAUGCAGGGUAAAAAGAAAAUAUUAACAUUUAAACGAGACAGAAGUUUGGGACAAAAAAAUCUGCUUCCGUGUUUUCACCGUGGAUCACAGCAUUCAGAUCAUCAGCUACCCAGGUGCAUAAACUUUUUAUAACACUUCCAGGACUGCAAGAUGACAGGUUGUCCCGACUGUUGUGAAAUGGAAAUCAUGCUUACUCUGUUAGUAAAUCUGGGGCCUGCGGGGUGGGUUAAUGUUGAUUGAUGGGUCAUAAGAUAUCAAUUCAUAUCGCAUGUGUUGUUAACAAGGACAGGUGAAAAAUGUCUGUUCUUCUCAGAUGUUGUAUUAAAGCAACAACAGUGACAUUUACAAAAGUAACACUUGUGGCUUUCACACAGAGUUCUUGCAUAGUCUAAACUUGGCAACGACAACUUGUUGAGGUCACUGGAAUAAAUCUCUGCAUAAAUGACUGGCAAAGACUUGGUCAAAUGACCAUCAGAUAUGGAAUUCAGUCACUAGUUCUACAGCCACACCAUGUUACUAUAAUACUUCAGAAUUCUUCCUGACAUGAAUCUAUGAUGUCCCACUACAUUAAAAAAAAAACGGAGUCCUGUCCUCUGCAGCAAUAUGAAUUUAUUUUUAAAAAUAAAUGCAAAAUUCAGGAAACGCCCGUCUUGUCUUGUCUAUGUCAAAUGUCUUGGUCUGCAAAGGUUUGGGCCUGGAAAAGUUGACAUAUUUUGUAUGCAUCCUCUAUAACACAUGUUCCAAGCAUGACGGAGUUAUCUUACUACUAACUUUAAGUUAUUAUUUAAAUAAACAAAAAGCACCUUGAAAAUGAAUUUUAUAUAUCUAUAUAUUGCGUGUUGCAUAAACAAACGUAUGCAACAGAACUGUAAAUGCACAAAUGUGUACAUGUAUGCACACCUUUCCUAUCUGUAUAUUCUGGUUAUAGGGUUCCAAUUACACUUUAUUUAAAGCCAUUCUCCUUUUAUGCGGAAUUAAUUUUAUGCCGAAGGUACUGUAUAUAGCGCAAUUUCACAUUUUCCACUGUAUAAUAUCACAGAAAUGAAAGGAUUGUUUUUUUCGGUCCUUGUAUAAUAUAUACUUUGUACUUGACAGAAAUGUAAAUAAAAACGUUUCUUAAAAGUGUACCAUAUGUGUUCCUGCGUAUAGUGGGUA
Messenger RNA from Protopterus annectens (West African lungfish), 2712 nucleotides. RefSeq names its product T cell leukemia homeobox 3 (gene TLX3). Bases 304 to 1188 code for a protein of 294 amino acids. NCBI's taxonomy places the organism in Eukaryota, Metazoa, Chordata, Ceratodontiformes, Protopteridae. Gene Ontology annotation, molecular function: DNA-binding transcription factor activity, RNA polymerase II-specific; RNA polymerase II cis-regulatory region sequence-specific DNA binding. The record is from RefSeq and is a predicted model, not a curated record. Gene Ontology annotation, cellular component: nucleus. The transcript is spliced from 3 exons. Gene Ontology annotation, biological process: animal organ development; regulation of transcription by RNA polymerase II.